AUGAUUUGGUUAUUAUCAAGAAGAUUUCUUUGCUCAGCUAAACAGGUUCGAGUGCGAUUUGCACCAAGUCCAACGGGUCACCUACACCUGGGUGGACUAAGAACUGCACUUUACAACUAUCUAUUUGCACGCCAUCACAAGGGCAGUUUUAUUCUACGAAUAGAAGACACAGAUAAGGCAAGAUUAGUCCCAGGGAGUGCUGAGGAGAUUGAACGGGUUCUGACACAUUAUGGAUUAAAUUACGAUGAGGGUCCUAGUAAAGGAGGAGCUUUUGGACCUUAUGUACAAUCAGAACGUUUGUCGUUGUACAAGGAUGCUGUGGAUCAGCUGAUUGAUGCGGGACAUGCUUACCGAUGUUUUUGCUCAGAAGAACGUUUAUCUCUCCUUCGCAAAGACGCAGUUAGAAGAAAUGCUGUACCAAAAUACGACAUGAAAUGUCGUUCCGUUAGCAAAAAUGAGUCCAAAGCCCGUGCUGCUAAUGGUGAACUUUUCGUCGUUCGAUUCAUAUUGGAUAGGCAAGAUGUAAGCUUCGAGGACGAGAUUUUUGGCUCAAUUGAACAGAACAUCGACGAGAGUGAUAUGGUAUUGCUCAAAUCUGAUGGAUUCCCGACUUACCAUUUGGCUAACAUUGUAGAUGAUCGAUUUAUGCAGAUAUCCCAUGUCAUACGUGGUAUGGAGUGGCUAAGCAGUACAGGAAAGCAUGUGUUAUUGUAUAGGGCAUUUGGAUGGCAGAAUCCGAAAUUUCUACAUAUACCCUUGAUUACCCGUGACAGUAAAAAGAAGCUAUCGAAGCGGGACAAGGAUGCGUUUGUAGACUUUUAUGAGCGUGAUUUGGGAGCACUUCCAGAAGCUGUCCUGAAUCUGUUGGCUAGUUCUCAUUUUGCUUCUUUUAUUAUAUAUAACAACACCUUUCCAAUGUGUUUAGAUCCUGGAAUUCGUGAUUUCGAUACAAAUCACUUGUAUUCACUCAAAGAAAUGACAGAAGUGUUUGAUGAAAACGAGAUUGGAAGACGGAAUCUGCAGGUAUCCGAAUUUUCGAGCAGUAUAAGUGGGAUUAACAUUUUCUUUCAGCUUGAUCAAGAGUGUUUGGAAAGGUACGGGAAGAUGUCCAUCCAAGCAGCCGAUAUCGACACAGUCCUGCUUCCAGCACUCAAAAUUCUUAUCAAACGCGAAUUUUCUCUAAGUACAGAACUUGAGGAUGACUACCUUCGAAAGGUUCUCGAGUUUUUGAAACAAAAUGAAGAA
This is a messenger RNA of Strongylus vulgaris, 1245 nucleotides long. NCBI's taxonomy places the organism in Eukaryota, Metazoa, Nematoda, Chromadorea, Rhabditida, Strongylidae. The record is from the annotation of a GenBank genome assembly.